AUGGCGAAGGGUCUCAGAUCUAGCAGAAUUAAGUCAAACAACACGAAAUUGAGGAAGAAGACGUUUGGUCCUGUCGAAGAUGCCCGCACGGAGCGGCUUUCGGCAAAACUGCUAGAACUGGCACAGCAGCCAAAGCCGGAGCGGGAUGAGAUGGAUGUCGAGACUGAGGAAACCAAGAAGAAAAAUGCAGAUGAUGUCGAGGGUGAAGCAAUGGACAUCGAUGGUGAGAAGAAAACCACUACGGGAUCAUCAAGCUCCAAGAAGAAAGGCGGACGCGUCGAGAAAAGAAUCUCGAAGUACAAGAAGCCGAGAAACACGAUCGCCUUCAAGUCACGACACAAGCCGGGCGACAAGCUGGCGAAAUCCGGACGGAGAAGGUUGUAGCGCUGCUCGCUAUUACUAGAACGACCAUGGGAAGGUUUC
This is a messenger RNA of Pseudovirgaria hyperparasitica, 423 nucleotides long. RefSeq lists its product as uncharacterized. The transcript has 3 exons. The record is from RefSeq and is a predicted model, not a curated record. NCBI's taxonomy places the organism in Eukaryota, Fungi, Ascomycota, Dothideomycetes, Acrospermales, Acrospermaceae. Bases 1 to 384 code for a protein of 127 amino acids. Gene Ontology annotation, cellular component: preribosome, large subunit precursor.